This is a messenger RNA of Gigantopelta aegis, 14173 nucleotides long. Its product is annotated as brefeldin A-inhibited guanine nucleotide-exchange protein 3-like. The coding region runs from base 304 to 6675 and encodes 2123 amino acids. The record is from RefSeq and is a predicted model, not a curated record. Gene Ontology annotation, molecular function: guanyl-nucleotide exchange factor activity. Lineage: Eukaryota; Metazoa; Mollusca; Gastropoda; Neomphalida; Peltospiridae. Gene Ontology annotation, biological process: regulation of ARF protein signal transduction. The transcript has 35 exons.
GAAUGUACAGGUGUGCAUUUUUGUUAGUGGUUUUAGGAUUAGUAAACAUAUCGCAUAUGUACCAAAUGAGCUGUUAUAACACUAAGUGACAUUUUGUUUAAGCACAUCACCAUAAGCAGUGGACAUUAUAUCAGCGGAUUGUCCACACGAAGCAUACAGCUGUCACUGUCGACAGAAUCAUCUGAGAAUGUAAGGCUUAAAAUACAGUAUGCAGUAUUCAGUGUUGAAAAUGAAGUAUGCCUAUUAAAGCUGUUUAUGCAGACUAAUGCAGAACAGUUGUUCUGAUCUACAUUAGAAGUUGUGAUGGAAGAUGUGCUACGACGACUGCACAGAGAUGCAGCAGCUCCUAAAAUGGUUACAAUCAGGACGGCAUGCACAGCUGCUAUUGAAAUGCUGGAAAAUGAAGAACUGUCAUCCAAGAUACCUGCAUGUGAUCUCCGAGAAAAAUGUCUGGAACCAUUACAGCUAGCUCUGGAGUCAAGAGCGAAGAAGUUGUCUGUUCAUGUGAUUGCUGGGUUACAGCAAAUUCUAAAAGAUGAAAGAUUUCAGUCAAACAUUGAAGUGGACGAUGAGGAAAAAUGGCUGCCUGUCCAAGUUCUGAAUGCAGUCUACUUCACCCCGAAUCUACCUGAGGAGGCACAGGUGGAAAUAAUGAAGUUAUUGCUGAGUAUGACCUUUUCCAUCAGCUGGUGCAUGAAUGCCAAGGUCAUCACUAAAGUGGCUCAGGUGUAUAUAGAAACCUACUCGGUGAGCUCCCCGGGGGUGCGCAGUGCGGUGCAGGCGGCCAUGACUCAGGUGUUGAGUAGUUUUACUGAGAAACUGUGUGACGCGGAACACCAGCUGGUGAAAGAUGGAGAUGAUAUACUUGCAGAUUUUAAAGCAGGAGGAAGCAAAACGACCACGUUCGAGAGUCUCAUGGAAGAUGUUGUGAUGAUAAUAAAAUUUCUUGUUGACAAGCUUGGGGUCACACAAAGUGCUCCUCAACUGAAGAUCGUACAACCAUUGCUACUUGAAGGAAUCUAUGCGAUAGUCUCCCAUGUGCCACUUGAGAUUCGACAUCAUGAAGGUUUCAAGGAGCUGGUUUGGAAGUCUUUGUGUCCAUCUGUGAUAUCAUUACUGGGGAGUCCCAAGAUGGAGAAAAGCUCGUGGCAGCAGAAAUGUUCAACUGAGGAAGUAGGUCGAGGAUCAGGCUGUUCUGCGUCAGCACCCAGCAUUCUGUCUUCUUCUGCUAAAGUAAUUUAUAGUAUUGCGUCUGAGCUUGUGAGACUAGUGGGGAGUCUGGGCUCGCUGCGUCCUGUGCUGGAGUCGUUGUAUCAUCGCAUGCUGUUGUAUCCACCUCCACAACACAGGCUGGAUGCCCUGAAGAUCAUACGAGAGCUGCUGGGUUCAACAGAAAGAGUGUUGGACUUGUCGGGCCCUUUCAUCCCUGAAGACGAACAUAAAGCAAAGAAAACAUGCUUGACAGACAUUUCUUUGAUCAAGCUCGUUACGGAUUCUCUCCAGGAAUGUUGCCACUGCAACGAAUCGUCCGUGUGUUUCACCAGUAUUCAGUGUGUGGACAAUCUGUUGACUUCACUGGAGAAGAUGAGCCGGGGCGAGCACCUCACCCAGAGUGUUAUCGAUGCUCUCCUGCAGUUUUCUACACAGACGGAGAACGAGUGUGACAUUGAAUCUAAAAAUACCAAAGAAAAGAAAGUAGUAAAAGACAUUUCUAACUAUGAUGACAACAAUGAAGAUGAUGAUGGUGGGACAUCAAUGACUUACAAACCGGCUGACCAUCCACCACACAGUUCAGCUAGACAAGACAAGUAUGACGGAGACCCAGAACCGGAGUACGACGACCAGGAGGAGGACCUGUCUAGUAACCGUGCCACGCGGAUCACCAAGCUGCGUCUGGCUGACAUCGGCAGUCAGUCAAGCAGCGAGUACGGUGACAUGAUCAACGUGCAGGAGACCAUCCAGUCGCAGCUUGCUGAGCAGCAGUCACAGGAGCUGACGCGCAGACGCAACCUGCUGCGGGACAAGUUCGAGGCCAUCGAGAGAGAGAAUGCUCGCAGGUUUGUGCAGGAGCUGGAGAGGAUUUUACCAGAGUUGCUGGCGGCAUUUUCUGUACGAGAUGUCAAUGAGGCGCUGGAAGAGUUCGCUUCAAAUUUUUGUGCAGGUCUGGUAAAGCAGUGUGAGGUUGGUGAGACAGAUGAACCAGACGUCCAAGCUGCGGCGGCCGUGAUUCUCAAUGCUGAUGGUGUUUACAUGGCAUCUAUCUCGGCCCUGCUCCUUGCACUCAAACUCACGUCUAACGGAUACUACAACACCAAGAAUGAAUCAACACUUCCAUUUAACGAGAAAGACUUUAUGGAUGAAAUCCUGAGCAGUGGUCUCCUGUUAUUCCUGUCUCCCGCCUGGCUGAGUGAAGUCUACAAGCAAAUUAUCUCUACCAGCCUUCUAGAGAGUGCUGGCUUUGACCCGACCAAGUACAGUCCUUUAGUCAACAUGCUCAAAGACAUUGAUGGACUUGGCAGCCACGAGAUUGGAGCCCAGUUGAUGAGUGAGAGUCUAGACACAGAGACUAGCAUGAACAAACCAGCUGACGGACCCGCGGUUGAAGCUGGUAAGAAGCUAUCUCGACACCUGUUGUCUGCGUGCUGGUAUGGUGUUCUCGAUGUUUUGUCAGUACUUCUCAACGGUAAAAGUUCCUGUGGUAUUAAUGUCAGUCUGGGCUUGAUGCUGGGGACCGAAGGUGCCAAGGAGGAGAGUAUAAAAGCACGAGAUGCCAUUUGUCUGAGUUUAACUGGAUUGCAGAAAGCUGCUAACUUGUGCUGUAUCCUAGGUCUUCAGGAGAGGUGUGGUAGUGCAUUCAACCAACUGGCUAACACGUCGUGCAUCAAAGAGGACGUUCGCAGCCCGUGGCCUGGGGAGGCAAAGCUUCAUGGGAAGACAUCAGUACUACCAACUAAAACCAAACUAGUUCGACUUCAUGCUGUCCAUGUUCUCAGUAUGGAUGUUGUCAUGACAACUGGGAUGGAGAUGGGCAGCCAUUCUGCAGAUUGCUGGAAGCAUGUCUUUAGGUGUUGUGCUCACAUAUCGGAGUUGGAACAUACGUACUUUAGUGGAGGGAACAAUCAGUCAAACCUGCCAAAGGUGCAACAGGAACAGAAAUCAGAUGCAAAUAAUUCAGAAGAUAUAGAUGGUAUGGACAUGUAUUCAGCUUCUGUCUCGAUUGUACCUGUGGCCCCCAGAAUCAACGUGGCAGAGCUCAUCCGACAGACCAGCAUCGAAUCGGGCUGGGAAGGUUCACUUCUAGGAGGAGGGGUGCUCAAUGCACCUCAAGCAUCUAAGGCACUGUGUGGCUUGUCACAAGAAGUAGAUCGUCUGUUUGAGGAUGCUGCAGAGAAACUCAAUCUUCAAGGAUUGUUAACAUUUCUGGCAGAGCUGGGCGAGUCGAGUCGAUUUCAGCUGAGAAGACUACGCAGUACUGAGUUGGAGGGAAUUGGGAGCUGGUCGCGACUCCCGACCAAUGCGCUGCAUCUGUAUCGACUGCAGGAAGUGCUCAUGAAGAUUGCACACAGCUCCAGGCCUCUGCUGCACCUCGUCCGAGUGUGGAGCGUGGUGUCACCAUAUCUUGUGGAAGCUACAAACAGCCGUGAUCGUGCUGUGACAAAGAUGUCAGUGACAUGCGUCCAUGACUUUAUCGUUGCUAUGCUGAGUGGUCACGAAGAGAAGCCUCAUUUUCAUAUCAAUGAGUUCCUGUGUAAGACGUUCGAGGACAUGCUCUGCAUGGAGAUCUGUGAUGGGGAUGUGCAGGAUCAGAUUGUUUGCUCUAUCUGUGAGCUUGUUGAAGCCUGUACGGCUCAGAUCCACUCUGGGUGGCGGCCAUUGUUUGGUGCGUUGCGGUCUGUGAAGAUCGAGUACACGGCCAGUGAGGAGGUGAACGAAGCGAGACAACACCACGUGGCCGCGGUUCUCGACGUGUUUGAAGUCUUUCUCGACACGAAUAACAUCCUCAUCUUUGCCAACGCUACAGUCGACUGCAUUCUCUGUCUACUAAAAUAUGUUCAAGGGCCAGCAAGCACAAAUGAGAAGUCACCCAAAAUAGUUCCUGAUGGGAUAUUUGAGGAGCUAAGUGAUGAAGAGUCAGACUCUGGCAGUGACCUCUGUAGUCCGUCUGGUGAUGGUGAAAACCUCUGUAUCCCUGCUCUGAAAUAUUUACAACGAUGCUGCAACAUCCUGGCUUCCAUGUGGAAGAUGCCGGCGUGCCCCAUAUUUAAAGGAGCUCACAGAAUACAGCUGGGAUCCACUGUGAAAAUGGUCGACACUAACAUACCGAACAUGAAUUUUGAAGCUUUCUCCAAGUUCUUUGAAUCUGAUGACGAUGACUGGGUAAAAAUCCCCUUACCCGAUGAUGGAAUAAAGACAGAGGUUGUGUUUGAAAAAUGUUCAAACUAUGUUGAGAACAAACCAGCCAGUAACAAACAACGAGAUAGUGAUCAAGGUUACGAUGAUCAAAGCGUCACGUCUGCGGACUCGGGCAUGUUAGACAUGCUGUCCCUGGGGUCCUGCCCACACGACUGUGUACCAGGCGAGCCGGUGGAGCCCUCGAGUGUCGCCAGUCUUCCUCUGACCCUGGACAAGCUGGACAACCAUUCCGGAAUUCUGCACGUCUGGUUCUUGUUGCUCGAUGGCCUGGCUACAUCCAUCAGCAGCUGUCCCAAGAGCUUCCAGCCCAAAACUAUAGAGAUGUUGUACGAGUUGCUCAGAUCAGCGGCAGACGUUCCAGGCCCCCGGUUUGCAGUGUACUGUGUGAACCACCUGCUGCUGCCGAUGUUACAGUCGUGGCUGCGUCGCGGAGCUCGUAUCUGUGGUUACUGGGAAGCUGGGGCCGUCAACUUCAAACAGUGCUGUGGUCACAUGUCUGACCUGGUCGUAGACUACAUCUGUCGCUUUAAAGCUCUGUCAGAGGAACAUCCGUACUUGGAACUGAUGCUCAGACAGUCUUUGGAUGUGAUGAUCGAGUGCAUAGCUCAGCCUGUGGAGAAUAUUUCUCGACUUGGCUGCUCUUGUAUCAGACAUGUGCUGCUCAGUUCAGGUCCGUGCUUCACGGAGUCUAUGUGGCAGAUCAGUGGGAAGGCUCUGCAGAGAGCCCUGGACGCGACCACCUUCAGCCUGCGACAGAUCAUGAUGCUGUUCCACGUCAACUCUGACAACUUCUACGGAGAUAUCGGACAGGUCAAGGUUGCAACACGGAAAGGCUGUACCAUCAUGGAAUGUUUAAGACUUCGUCAGUUGGCUCAGCAGGUCUUCUUACUGGAGAGUCAAGUGUCAGCUAUGCCUCAGGUUCAGUUUGACAUGGAUGAGGGACAGUCAUACGUGUUUCUACUCUAUCCACAGAAUCAUAAAGACAGUCUCAACCCAGACCACAUAGUAACCAGGAUUCCGUUUCGAAACAUCGUCAUAGGUAUGCUGUCUCACCAGCUGCUACUUCAGACCGUCGGCAGUCUUUUGUUGGAAACUGCAGAGUCAAAAUCAGACCAUGAUACUGACAAAGAACAUAAAAUGCCUGGUUUACUGCAGUACAUGUCCACAAGCAGUGUGAUGCAGCUGAUGAACACACUACAAAAAGCCUACAACCUCGCAUGUGACUUCGACUCCCGGCCUGGACUCAAGUUCCUCAUCCAGAAGGUGGCCGGUCUGGAGGUCGCAGCCAACCUGUACAAGCUGGCCGGGGCAAGCACAGUGUUAUUUGUCCACACGCUGGUGGAAAUCUGUUCACACCUGACCGGUCUGACCCUGGAAAGAACCAGGUCCCUCCUGUCAAACCCACAGACAGACGCCGACAGCAUUGACUGGGUCACCAGAGGAAGAAACUCGCAGGAGAAGAUUUCGUCCAAUCAGAUUGUGUUUCUGAAUUUACUGCAGAGCACAUGUAUGGAGCUUUGCCAGAAGUACGUCGAUAUUCUGUUGGACAAGGAUGAUUGUUCCCGAUUUGACGCAAUUGCGGAUCACUCUCUGUUUUUCUUGAUAGCACAGUCGGAGGACAGUAGCAAGUCUAGGCAUGAGUCUGAGAAUUCACCCACUGAUGUUCAGUCUGAGGGAUUUAUCACAACUCCAGUCGGCAUUCAGAGUCCAGAAGCCGAUGAAACAUCAUCGCAUGUGUCAGAUCCAGUAACAGAGCCGUCGAAUCAGGGUGAUUCCCCCUCACCAACCCACACUCGCAGUAAGAGGGAGAUGCGGCAGGAGGAGGGGAGCAAGGUUUACACGGUGGCCUCUGACAAGGUCAUCCAGAACCUCAUGCAGGAGUACAAACGUCGCAAGCAGCAGAAGUCCAUGCCGGCCUUUGUCAGACUGAGCAAGAGGAAAAAAGCUGAUUCACUAAAGUCUGCCCAGAAAGAGACAGUUGAUCAAGACAUUGACAAGCAGCAGAAGUCUUCCAUCUUGAAGGACAGUGAAGCCCAUGUGUUGUCCUGGUCUGAGAUGCUGAAAACUGUUCUCAACCUGUUCCUGAUUCUCGAUGACAACCAGUUCCGUGCCCUGCUUCCAGCCGUCUUCAACUGCGUCAACCAGCUCAUCUGCCAUGCAGACGACCCCAAGUUGAAGGACAUUCUGGGACAGUGGUUCAAUCGACUUGGCCAACUCUACGAGUUCUGUCCCAAGGACACGGUGGCAGCACCAAAGCAGUGAUGAACAUUAGUAGAGUUUACUUGUAUAUUUGGUAACAAACACACUGCUAUAUAAUAUCUGACCUUUAACUUAUUCUAUAACAGAAUAAUAAAAUAACAAAGGUAGUUAAAAUAUAAUUAAUCAGCUGAAUUACUGGUGGGUUUUCACCAUUGAAUAUUUUAUCCAAAAUUAUUAAAUGCAAAUUUGUUAUUGGUUUUGGAGAAACCCUGGUUACUAUAGUGUGCUGUAAGAUAUAAAAAAGAUAGGCUUAAAGGCAGUGUAAACUAACAUUUCAUAGAUUAAGCAUUAAUUUAGUUUUUAUAGUAAUAAAUUAGAAUGUUAAUUGGAAUGUAUAUUUUUGUAUUUGUCAAAUAUUAUAUUUUAUUGUGAAAAUGCCAGAAGAGUAAUAUUUUGCUAAUAUUUUUCCAAAGUGAUGUUUGAGAGGUAAAUGGCUUAAUGAAGAAAAUUUUAAAAACAUGUCUUUGUUAAUUGAUUAAUUUAUCUGAUGUGAAUUGUAAUACAUGAUUUUAAAAAAAUUCUGUUGUUUAGCUAUAGUUAUAAAUGUUUAAACUAUUAAUGAGGAUAACAAAGAUUAGUACUGCUAGGUUCUGAGAAAUGAAUUUGUUUGUUAUUAUUUUGUCUCCAUCUGUGUAACAGUUCAUGUAUUUCACACACCAUGGCACUGAAUGUUGAAUCCUAAUACUACCGUAUUACAAUUGAAUGUGUAUUUCACUUCUGUCACAGACAGUGGUCAUUUGUUUAAUUGCUGCAUCUCUGGUCUAUGUAUACUUACACCAUAUAUUUAGCACACCGAACCACUAAAUAGUUGUUAAUAUAGUGGACUUAGUAUAUUGAAGGAGGUCUCACAAAAUGAGCUGGAAUACACAGUGUCAGAAUAGACAGUUUUCACCCAAGCUGCUGUCAAUGAAUGGGACUUUUUAAUUGUACUGGUUUACACAGAAAUGCAUGAGGUGGGAUGUGGUUGUGUGACAGAACACUUAUAUCAGGUGGGAUGUGGUUGCGUGACAGAACACUUAAAUGAUGUGGGAUGUGGUUGUGUGACAGAACACUUACAUCAAGUGGGAUGUGGUUGUGUGACAGAACACUUACAUCAGGUGGGAUGUGGUUGUGUGACAGAACACUUACAUCAGGUGGGAUGUGGUUGUGUGACAGAACACUUACAUCAGGUAGGAUGUGUCAGGAUUAAUUGUUCUCUGUGACAAAUUGAGGGUUUUCCUGUUCUAACCAGCUCCAUAUAAAAACAAUGAUAAGUGCUGUCCUGUUUGUAUGAAAGUACAUUAAACAAAAUUCAUUUGUGCUGUUUGGUAAGAAUAGCCUAUGUGGCAGUGGCAGGUAAGUGUCUACAUAGGAGACAUGGUCAUAUCAAAUUUAGCAGUUUAAUCUGUUCAAGGUGUCAUUAAACAAACAUUCCUUUCAUUAAAUAAACAUUCCUUUUUAAAAACACAAACGGUUAACCUGUUAUUGUAUUCAGAUACAGUUUGUUUCAACUUGUAUCAACUUGAUCUCAUUUUUUAGUAUGUACCUAGGAGAAAUGGGGCACUUAGGUUACACACCACUAAUAAUUACCCCAUGCAGUUCAAUACAAUUUCUAUGUCGGUAUACAUUCUGUGAAAAAUAAACCAAAUCAAGAGGGUCACGUGACUACUAAUUUUAGUGAGUGCUCUCAAUAACAAGUAACAUAAAAAAUCAGAUAGGUCAACAACAAAAAAGUUCAUUUAAUAGCCCAAAUGCCUGUGUUGCUGUUAUACAAGUGGCACCAUACCACUUGCACAGUUGUUAUCAGUUGGUACUACAUAUACCAAGUAACUUCAAACCAAUGGGUUAUUUAAAUACUACAGAGGUUAACCUACGUGUAAUCAUCAAAGAUAGCUUUCAAAAAGCAUAUUAGAAUUUUGUAGUAUGUUUUUUAUGAGUAACUAUUUCCAAAGCCAGACUAUAUUAAGCUGCUACAACAAGUAACGACACGACAAGUGGUGGCGUGUUGUCUUAAACAACAUAGAUAAUAAGAGUUUCACAUAUUCUAAUUUCUUCAAAUCUUUUAAUAAAAACCUUAUGUAUGGCUGUUAUGCUCUCAUUAUAUCUGUGUUGGUGUUAAGAUAACGAUAACCUUUACAUUCCUUGGAUAUUGUUGAUUUGACAGUAAUUUAAAAAUACAAUUCCAUUACAAAGUCUUUAAGGUAGAAGUGGAAACAAAUCAAUGUUUCAUGAUUGGGCUUAGAAAUACCCUUUGAUUUUCUGCAGUAAAAAUUGAUUGUCUUUUUAUACAUGGAAGUACAUGAUUCCUGUGGUACUAUUAAGAGCUGGUGUGUGAGAAAUGCUAUAGAUCUGAUAUUUGUCUUUUAGUGUUGUCAAAUGUUUAUAUAACUAUUGUUGGUUUAUAGCUGUUUUAUUGUUUGUUCUUUGUGGUUGAUACAGAGUGCUCACAUAGGAUGGGUGGGCACCAUCUGGCUUUAUUAAUCUCCUGUUGGUCCAAACAGAGGGGACCAUAGGCUUUGUUUUUGUUUGUCUGUCCAUCUGUCUUCUCGCAUAUAGUUUUGGUGAUUUUUGUUUCACAAUGCCUCAAGAUAUUGAGAUGAAAUUUUGGGUCUGGCUUUAUUAUAUAGUUACAGAUUUGAACUUAACAUAGUUUUCAGGAAUUGCUUUUCACAAUGCCUCAAGAUAUUGAGAUGAAACUUUGGGUCUAGUUUAAUGAUACAAAAUUACAGAUCAUGUUUGACUGUCAUGAGGAUUGAUCCAUUUUUGUUAUAACCCUUGAACUUAGAAAAAAAAAUGGUUUGGCUUUGUAGGGGACAUACAUGUAUUGCUUUAGCAGUACGCCACAUUAAUAUUCUCCUAAAUCAUCAAAUAUAUACUAGGCGGCAAUAAAAACGCAAUCUCGGAAAUGAUCAUGGUUUAUUUUAUUAUGCGAGAUCCCACAAAAAUGAAACUGAUACCACCAGUGAGACCAACCACUGGCCCAUCUGACUGGCACUGUCAGCCGCCAACAGUGAAUGCACGCCUGCAGCCUCCUAGGCAUGGACAUGCACAGGCGCCUCACCACACGUCGUGGGAUGGCUGCCCAGUGAUGCUGCAAUGCCUGCUGCAGCUCAGCGAAGUUCUGUGGUGGAUUCGGUUGGUUUUGAACACGACGUCCCAUCUCGUCCCACAUGUGCUCUAUUGGGUUCAUGUCCGGGGAAACUGCUGGCCAGUCCAACACAGUGACAUGGUGGGCACGAAGAAACGCCUGUGUACGCCUGGCAGUGUGCGGCCGAGCGUUGUCUUGCUGGAAGACGAGCCUGUUUCCGCCAUGCCGUCUCAUCAAUGGGAGGAGGACCGGCCGCAGGAUGUUGUCGACGUAGUGUUGCGCAUUAAGGUUUCCCUGUACCACCACGAGUUCGGACAGGAAGUCAGCAUUGAUGGCGCCCCAAACCAUGACUCCGCCGCCCCCGUAGCGGUCCCUCUCCAGAACACAGGCCUGCGCAACACGUUCUCCACGACAGCGGUAAAUGCAACGACGUCUGUCCGUGACACUCACGUUAAAUCUCGAUUCAUCCGAGAAGAUGACAUCUCGCCAUCUCCUGGGUCGCAAAUGCCCAUCAUUCCUGGCCCAUAAGAGUCUUGCUUGACGAUGUCUGUGCAGGAGGAUAAGGCCACAGUAGGGUCGGUGGCAAUGCAGUCGUGCUGCAGCAAGACGUCUCCGGACAGUUCGGGCGCUGAUGAAUCGUCCCCUGGUUCCCACUUCAGUCCUGGCAGUGCUUGCGGCUGUCAAAAACCGAUUGCGCAGGUGCCGCAACCGUAUGUUCCGGUCCUGUCUAUUGGUCGUUACGCGUGGUGUGCCCGAACGACGGCGGUCAUUGACGGUCCCUGUCGUCUGAUAUCGGUUGAGGAGCCGAUUAAUGGUUGACGGGUGCACGUGGAACCGUUGUGCUACCCGCAAUUGCGAGUUUCCGGCAUUCAACAAGCCAAUGGCUUGAUUCCGAUCGGUGUUGUUCAACCGAGGCAUCGUGUAGGAGUGAGAUACUCAUUGCCACCUGCGUGUUCUGAGUGUGCCCGGGUAUCAGGAAAUGCACGUGCAAAGUGUUAUUUCGCCAAGUGGUUGCGUGUGCGCGAUUUACCGGAUAAUGCGUUUUUAGCGUUGUUCCCCUUAUGUUGGGAACAGGCCGGAAGUCGACCUUUACAUGCUGCUGAAAUAAUGUGUACCACUGUACCAUGUACAUUGACGAAUAGCGUCAACGAAGUCCAACCGAAACGUAUAUUAUUUUGACAAAAGGAAAUUGCGUUAUUAAUGCCGGCUAGUAUAAUAUUAUACAGACUGGUAUGAAGCAGCCAUUGUCUUUUUAACACACCCUUUGGUUGUUGUUUAAGCCAGGUUUGACUGUACUCUGAUAAUCUUUGUUUAUGUUAACCAGUAUUGACCCACCAGUCGCUUUCUCAGAGGGCAACGCCCACUCCUCCUUGUGAACAUGUCUAGAACCUUCCUUGCCAGAUCUGUCUCUAUACUGUGAUACACAUGUUUUGGUUGUUUAGUUACACCAGUGUUAUUUAUUUAUUUACACCAUGUAAUAGUAGUAUUGUUUUCUACCCUUGUUAUGAAAUCAGGCGUGUAUUUAAUAUCAGGUGCAAAAGUAAUAGAAGCAUCCUGAUACUAUGUUGUAUAAUCACGUAUAUUUUGUUAGUGUCUGUGCAGCCAUUAGCCAGCACUGUUAUGUAAACAAUAUCAUGUAAAUUUUCAUGGGUGUCGGAAGAUGAUAGCAACUAGGAAACCUGCUAUAUAUUAAUUUCAUUUUCAAAUGUGGGGAGGGAAUGCAUUUAGUUUUUUCUUGCCCUUCCCCUCCCAUUUUCGAUGCCUAUGCACAUAAUUUCAGUUAUCUAUUAAAAGGGAUGUAUAGAUCUUAAGCUGUGAACACAUUUAUCUUUUUUUUUCAUCCGCUCCCACUUCCGCACAUGUUAUCGGUUGUCCGCCAAAUUCGAUAGUAUUGAAAUCAGUUGGUGAGAACAGACCUGUCCGCCUCCACAUCUGCACAUUUACACUUUACUGCACAAAUUGUUCUGGGACCGAUUUUGCCUGAAGCAGACAAUGAAUGUGAAUAAAGAUUUCCACUAUGUGACAUCAUAUAUGGGUGUUUCCUGACCUCGGUGUACAACCCUUCAUAGAUAUAGGCCUAAUUAUAUGAAACAUGUUUUAGCAAGUGACUUCUAUAUAUCAUAGAUGUUUGAUUUUUCCCCAAAUGUAAAUACAUUCACUGGGGGGGGGGGGGGGGGGGGAUACAAACCCCAAUGUUAUUAUUAUGUUCUCAUGGGGCAACUGUUGGCAUGCGAUCUUGCUAAAGCACAUGACAGGUGUGUUUAUACACAACGGAUGACGGAUAAUGUGUGCGGGAGCGGAAGGGAAAAACUGAUAAAUAUGAUCGCGGCUUUACACUGCUAAAAUUCACUAUCUUUAAGCACAAGGGAGGUGUUUUUGUUAUUCCAGUUUAUAACUUCUAAAUGAUUUGUUUUUGUUUUAUCUGUUUUGCCAAAUUUAUUACUCUUUACCAAUUAUUUAUCUAUUUUCAAAGUUUUAGCUACAGAUAUACAAACUGUAUAGUAAUAGUAGUAUGAUCUAUUCUACACUACUCACGAUGACAAGUUUAUAUGUAUUUAGCUAGUUUGUCUUGUGCUUGUAAUGCCAAAAAAAAAAAAUUAUGUUUACUAAAUGGAAUACUACAUGUAAUUAAUUAUUGUUAGUGUAGUGAUGUGUUGAAUACUAUGCCAAAAAUACAGUCGAUUAGUUGUUUGGAUAGCAUGUAGUAAGCAUUUAUUUUCUCAGGCAUUAAUGUUGUUAAUAAACUUGUAUGAUGUGAGAAAUAACCACAUUUCACAUUUUUAUGGUGCAAGGGAAAACCUUUUAUAAACAAUGUUUCGAGGGGUGUUUUGGGGUUUUUUGUUGGUUGUUUUAAUUUUUUUUGCAUCUUGAAUUUUUGCAUUCAUUUCGACAUUUUGUGCAAUCCUUUACAUGUUCGAACCAAAUAUUUUAUAUUGCUUUUGAUUUCUACACUAAGAGAUAUUAUGUUAUAAUUGCAACACGUGAGAUGUUUUUCUUUAAAUGUGCAUUUAAUUUUCUGGUUUGUGAUAAAACAUAUACAUUGUUAAUCUUAUUAGGUUAGCUGCUAAUGAAUCUAGCAUCUUUAACAUUUCAGUAAAGAUUCUGUGACCUUUUGCACACAUCAUUUUCAAACACUAAUCAAGAUCUGGUUUGAUGAUCACUGUUGCAAGUCUAUAGUCUAUAACAUCAAGCAUCUGUAUUUGGCUCUUAAUUGUCUCACCCUUUUAAAUUUUCAGUUCAAUGCCAAGGUGCUCUAUGUUUACUCGCUCACUUUUUUUUUCAUUUGAUGGUCAUCACAACCUAUACCUGGUGAAAGACAUUUGGGGCCGAGACAUUUUUAUAAUGUUCUCAGUGUUAUUGUUUUUAGCAGUCUUAAAUCACACUAUAUUGUAAUAUAAACAAAUUUAAAAAUUAAUUGUCUAAUUUUUGGUAUAUGAGAUUGAAAUACGUUAUAUAGGGCAAUUGUUAUCAGUUUAUGCCAAAAAGACUUACAUGAAGGAAUACACAUCUUUGCCUGACAAGUAACCUUUUUAGUUAUCAACUAAGAUUGAAAGUGAGGAACCUUGUUGAAUGUUAUGAUGGGGAACAAAUAAUUAAUAUUUUUAGUGCAUUUAACAAAAACCUAUUUACACUUGUAUGCUAAAUAUAUUUUGGGGGAAAUGGUAGUUACUCCAGAUGCAGAUUUCUUGUAUCAUAAUUUGUCAAUUUAUCUUUAAAUGAAAGAGUGAAUGUUAGAAAUUGUUCUGUUUUAAAUGUCAUUUCAAAUUAUGCUAUAGUAUACUAAUGAUAUUUUCAUGGGAUUGUGCAAUCAUUUUAGUUGUUUUUCUUUUCUUUCUUUUUGUAUGAACUAAACAAUGUAAAUGUUUAAACAAAACAGUACAAUGUACUUUAGUAUAUUAUAAAUUGUCAGAUUUUUUUGUCUUUUUGUUUUUAAACAUACACAUUUUUCAGUUUUAUGUAUUUGUAAUUGUUUUUAUAAAAUACUUUAUAACACUGUAUUUAUUUAGGCUAUCUAGGGCUAUGAAAACGUUCUGAGGCAAUAUUUGAAUGUAUAAAGAAUUGUUUUGCUCUACAUAUCCAUUGAUUAAUGGGAGUAUUAUUAAAGUUUAGUUUUAUUUUAGAAUUAUCAUAAUGAUUAAUCAAUGAAAUAGGUUACCUGAAUAUUUGUUUGCAUUACCUGUAAAUGUGUUCUGCAAAUAUUCAAUUCUCAAAGGCGUGAAUGACAUUGACAGAACCUCACCUGUACUGUUGUUAACAACUGAACAUUAUGAAAAAUGAAAUCACCACCUUGGACGAUUAUCCUUUGAACUACAUACAGUACUCUGGGAAGAUUUGAUGGAAUAAGCUGUGCCCUUUAUGAAUACAUUUUUAUACUUGUUUGUAGAAUUUUGGUUAACAGUAAUUUCAGAUUGGUGAUAAAUUGUAUUAUUUGAA